Messenger RNA from Homalodisca vitripennis (glassy-winged sharpshooter), 3686 nucleotides. Its product is annotated as octopamine receptor beta-1R-like. Gene Ontology annotation, biological process: adenylate cyclase-activating adrenergic receptor signaling pathway. The record is from RefSeq and is a predicted model, not a curated record. The transcript is spliced from 9 exons. Gene Ontology annotation, molecular function: octopamine receptor activity. NCBI's taxonomy places the organism in Eukaryota, Metazoa, Arthropoda, Insecta, Hemiptera, Cicadellidae. Gene Ontology annotation, cellular component: membrane. The coding region runs from base 468 to 1766 and encodes 432 amino acids.
UAGAUUGAUAUGCAAUAGAUGUGGCCCUCUUCCAAGUUUAAAUGACUAUACUUUUGAAAUUCUCGAGACGAUUGUUAAUUUUCGGUCACAGUCUAUGGAAGUUUAAAAUUAUGAGAACUAAUUCCUAAGUUGUAUUAAUUCCUAAGUGUUCGCUAAUGAGCUGAAUUGAAUUUGUAUAAAUUGUCAUGGGUGCCAUUGUUAAGGAUUGUGGAUGCCACUCGAUGACCUUAGCACCUUCUUAAGACUGGCUGUCCAGAAUAUGGAAAUAUAAUAACCCUUUGGAGUGUAAGGAAGAUACUAACAUGAAACAACCAAGAUACUACAAGACAAAAACGAAAACUCUCCUAGGGAGUGGCGCGUCGCCUGAGCUCUUACACAUAUUAAAAUGAUACACCAAAAGAAGGUUUCUAGACUGAGAGGCUAAGUGGGUUGACGCUUAGUUAGUUAGUAGUAGUCAGUUAGUUGUGAUGGAUGUGUACACAGUGAACGCGACAUUUUACUAUCAGAACCUCUCGGUGAACGAGAGCCUGUACGAGGAGGGUCCUACGGAGGUGGAGUCCCCUUGGCAACUGUUGGUGGUGAUAGUAGUCAAGUCAACAGUAAUGGGUUUCAUCAUCCUCGCAGCACUUCUGGGUAACUUGCUGGUGAUGGUGAGUGUGAUGCGACACCGCAAGCUGAGGGUGAUCACCAACUACUUCGUCGUGUCCCUAGCACUCGCGGACAUGUUGGUGGCUAUCUGGGCGAUGUGCUUCAACGCUUCCGUGGAACUCACCGGCGGUCGGUGGCUCUUCGGCUACUUCAUGUGUGACGUUUGGAACUCCCUGGACGUCUACUUCUCCACGGUCUCCAUCCUCCAUCUCUGCUGCAUCAGUGUGGACCGCUACUAUGCUAUUGUGCAGCCCUUGGACUAUCCACUGAUCAUGACUCAAGGGAGGCUGGUCGUGAUGUUGGCAGUAGUCUGGUGCUCGCCGGCACUUCUCAGCUUCCUGCCGAUUUUCAUGGGUUGGUACACUACAGAAGACCAUCUCAGGUUCAGGAGAAGCCAUCCUGACAUGUGCACCUUCGAAGUCAACAGACCGUAUGCCAUCAUCUCUUCCUCUGUCAGCUUCUGGGUACCAGGUGUCAUUAUGAUCUUCAUGUACUACCGCAUUUACAUUGAGGCUGACCGACAGGAGCGCAUGCUCUACAGGAGCAAAGUAGCGACGGCGCUGCUCAACAAACACCUGCAGAUAAACGGCAUCAGCACAUCCGGACUGCCGGCAGAACCGUCGGCUCAGAGCAGUAGCAGUAAGAUGAAGAGAGAGCGAAAGGCAGCGCGGACUCUGGGCAUUAUAAUGUCUGCUUUCCUCGCGUGCUGGCUGCCAUUCUUUCUCUGGUAUCUGAUAACUACUUUGUGUGGACAACCGUGCUAUUGUCCCCAUGCAGUGGUUGCUGCAGUUUUUUGGGUGGGAUACUUCAAUUCCGCUCUGAACCCGCUUAUUUACGCUUACUUCAAUCGAGAGUUUCGAGUAGCUUUCAAGAAGACUCUCCAGUCGUGCUGCUAUCAUCUCCUCCUUGUCUUCCCAUCACGAAGGCAUUCCAGCCAUCGGUUCCAGCCACAGUCCAGCACAAUACGAGGCAGCCGCCCGAUCAUGAACAGCAAUGUAUCGUCCUCCGCCGAGAUCCAUUUCCUCAACAACUCCUCAAUCCUGCGAGCAAACACGCCCGAGGACCGGCCCAAGUCUUCAGAUCCGGAUCAUCGCCCUCACUCUGAAGCGGUCAUGUAAAUGUCUCUCUAACUGACACUCGGAAUAACAGAGACAACAUUUCGGCAACUCACCGCAGCGGUCCCACAUUUCUGACAAUCAUCUCACAAUAGACUUAGUUUUCUGAGACAAAUAUAUUUUUAUAACAUUAUUAUGGGCCAAAAUGAAAGACUUACAUCAAAAUAAAGUGAGCAUUAAAAUAAAAACAAACUGCUAUGCGACACCUUGACAGAAUUCUUGAAUAACUGUCAGAAAAGAAACUUUCUUGUGAUCAUCUCCAAGCGAUGAAAGUUAUAAAUAUAUAGAAGUUACAAUAAUUGUUAAUUGUUGGAUCACAGGUUGUAAAUGGUAAUCUUCAUUGUAUGUGUAUAUAUGUUUAUAGUGUGUUGCUAUGUUAAGUUUUAAGAUUUAUAUUUGUUGUACAUUCCUCUGUGAUAAUACUCAGAAAUUUGUAAAAAUACAAAGACAGGAAGACUUACUCUUAAUUUGUACAUCGUAAAACUAAGUCAAUUUUAAAGCCAUGUUAAUUAUGUUAUUGAUGUUAUCAAACCAUAGCUGUAAUAAAUUAAGCGGGAAGAAUAAAUAAUCAUUCUGCUAAAUUGUACUGUAAUUAUUAUUACUUGUAAUCAAGAUUUCAAUUAAUAACCAUAUUACAUGAGAUGUGAAAUUUAGUCCAAUUAGUAAAAUUACUAUUACACAUUUAAACUCGAGGACUCAAAUUAUUAAAUUUUGAAAAAAAACAAGUUAAUUAAAAAAGAAACUACUGCAUCGUCGUCUGCGCAAUUUUGUUUUAGUAAAGCAUGGUUUCAAAACAGAAUUUAAUUUAUAAAAUCUCAGUAAACUAAAUCUCAAAUGUUCUAACUGCAACGAUGGUAUUAGAAAGCUGAGAUCGGCCUCAGUACAGUCCAUGAUGUAGACCGGUAACACAUGUGAAAAGUAGACGACGGUAAAGGCAGAACACAAGUGUGGGUGCUUAUACAAAAUAUAAAUAUCAGCUUGGUACUUUAUCAUCAAGCUUGCUACUAGUUUUAUUACGGAGAAACUAAAUGUAAAUCGUCAUUACGUAUUCCACCUUAUUAAGCAUCUGCCUAGGCAACUGAAAUUAGUUCUUUAAAUCAUGAACUGUUACUAUCAUAGACCUAUUUAUUUUGUGUGCCUCAAUCUCAUAUUCCACCUUAUUAAGCAUCUGCCUAGGCAACUGAAAUUAGUUAUUUACAUCAUGAACUGUUACUAUCAUAGACCUAUUUAUUUUGUGUCCCUCAAUCUCAUAUUCUGCCAGAUUUAGCGUCUGCCUACGCAGUCGUCAUCAGUUAUUUACAUCAUGAACUGUUACUAUCAUAGACCUAUUUAUUUUGUGUCCCUCAAUCUCAUAUUCUGCCAGAUUUAGCGUCUAUCUACGCUGUCGUUAUCAGUUAUUUACAUCAUGAACUGUUACUAUCAUAGACCUAUUUAUUUUGUGUCCCUCAAUCUCAUAUUCUGCCAGAUUUAGCGUCUAUCUACGCUGUCGUUAUCAGUUAUUUACAUCAUGAACUGUUACUAUCAUAGACCUAUUUAUUUUGUGUCCCUCAAUCUCAUAUUCUGCCAGAUUUAGCGUCUAUCUACGCAGUCGUCAUCAGUUAUUUACAUCAUGAACUGUUACUAUCAUAGACCUAUUUAUUUUGUGUCCCUCAAUCUCAUAUUCUGCCAGAUUUAGCGUCUACCUACGCUGUCGUUAUCAGUUAUUUACAUCAUGAACUGUUACUAUCAUAGACCUAUUUAUUUUGCGUCCCUCAAUCUCAUAUUCUGUCAGAUUUAGCGUCUGCCUACGCAGUCGGCAUAAGUUAUUUACAUCAUGAACUGUUACUAUCAUAGACCUAUUUAUUUUGCGUCCCUCAAUCUCAUAUUCUGUCAGAUUUAGCGUCUACCUACGCAGUCAGCAUAAGUUAUUUACAUCAUGAACUG